UAGGAUCGUGUUAGCGUAUCAAUGCCGCGUGACUCUUGAAUCGAUCCUCUGCUUCGACUUAUAAGAAAUUAACACUUCGCUGAGUUUGCUCUUUCAUUUGGCAUUUGGCAAUGACGUCUUCGGUGCUUGAGGGUGGACGCGACGAGGUCAAACGCGAGCCCUCCGAUUUGGUCGCGGAAGCCAUUAAUCUGACGGCCACGAAUCUUUCGCUUCCCGCUGAAACGUUUCUCAGAGCGGCGAUUUCGCUCAAGGACAAGGUGGUGGAGGAGACUUGGAAUCGGCGAGAUCAAGUGGUUGAUCCGACGGUGUACACGGGACUCUUGGGCACCGCCUUCACUUGCUUCCGCUCGUACCAGAUUACCGGUUGCCGGAACGACUUGCUAUUGUGCACUGAGAUUAUUGACACGUGUGUAACGGCUGCACGUGACUCCCUUAGACACGUGACUUUUUUGUGCGGUAGAGGAGGCGUUUAUGCGCUUGGUGCUGUCGUUGCCUAUUACAUGGAGGAUCUUCCAAAGCGUGACCAGUUUUUGGGUCUAUUCAUUGAGGUGGGAAAAGAGAGAGCCCUCCCAGUUGGACCAGAGGAAGGUGGUUUUGGAAUGUCAUAUGAUCUUCUGUAUGGGCGAGCUGGAUUCUUAUGGGGUGCAUUAUUCGUGAACAAACACUUGGGAGAAGAUGCUGUGCCCAAAGAAAUUCUGAUGCCUAUUAUUGAUGCUGUGUUGGCUGGUGGUAGAGCAGGAGCAUCUGAUAUUAAAGACUGUCCAUUGAUGUAUAGAUGGCACGGAACUAGAUACUUAGGUGCAGCAAAUGGCCUUGCUGGUAUUCUUCAUGUGCUGCUUCAUUUUCCACUUCCUAGUGAGGAUGCUGAGGAUGUCAAGGGAACAUUGAAGUACCUCAUGAGUAAGCGUUUCCCUCACAGUGGAAACUACCCCUCAAGUGAAGGGAAUCCAAGGGAUAAGUUGGUGCAGUGGGGUCAUGGGGCAACUGGCAUGGCCAUCACUUUGUCCAAAGCAGCACAGUUAUUUCCUAAUGACAGAGAACUACGAGAUGCUGCAAUAGAAGCAGGGGAAGUUGUGUGGAAGAGUGGAUUGGUGAAGAAGGUGGGACUUGCUGAUGGGGUAUCUGGAAAUGCCUAUGCCUUCCUAUCCCUCUAUCGACUCACUAAAGAGAGUAUAUACGAAGAGAGAGCAAAAUCAUUCUCUUCCUUCUUGUAUGACAAUGCAAGAUCUCUGGCUGCUGCAAAUGGCUAUUCACUUUUCCAAGGACUUGCUGGCACAGCAUGCCUCUGGUUUGAUCUGCUUGCACCCGAAAACUCAAGGUUUCCAGGCUAUGAAUUAUAGAUGCUUCGUUCCACUACAGAUAGUACUGAAUUAUUGUGUAACAUAACAUGAACCUGGCGUGAAUAUAGCAAACUCACCAUAGGGUUCCGCUGCUGUAAAGAAUUUAGGUGAUAUUGCGUACCGAUUGCCUUUUUCUGCAAUCUAAUAUUUCAUCAGAUACAAAAUUUACCUUGCACUUUUAAUUAAAUAAAAGUAAUUAAUUAUAC
Messenger RNA from Cajanus cajan (pigeon pea), 1546 nucleotides. It is a transcript of the gene GCL1, whose product is annotated as GCR2-like 1. Gene Ontology annotation, cellular component: plasma membrane. Gene Ontology annotation, biological process: peptide modification; carbohydrate metabolic process. NCBI's taxonomy places the organism in Eukaryota, Viridiplantae, Streptophyta, Magnoliopsida, Fabales, Fabaceae. The record is from RefSeq and is a predicted model, not a curated record.